This is a messenger RNA of Moesziomyces antarcticus, 2385 nucleotides long. RefSeq names its product BRE1-domain-containing protein. Lineage: Eukaryota; Fungi; Basidiomycota; Ustilaginomycetes; Ustilaginales; Ustilaginaceae. The coding region runs from base 1 to 2385 and encodes 794 amino acids. Gene Ontology annotation, cellular component: HULC complex; nucleus. Gene Ontology annotation, molecular function: metal ion binding; ubiquitin protein ligase activity. The record is from RefSeq and is a predicted model, not a curated record. The transcript has a single exon.
AUGUCGAGCUCCGAAGACCGAAAGCGCUCCCUGGUCGCAUCCGCCGAUGACGGGCCUCGAAAGCGUUUGCAUUCGGACGAGAAUGCAUCGCGCUCGCCCGUUGGUGCCAGCGACGACCAGGAUGACGAAGCCCUUCAUCCCGCUUACGCCGGCCUCGAUGCUUUCAGAAAGGAGGCCAUCUACCGCAAGAUGCUCGAGGCCAGGAGGGACUUGCAACGCGUCGAGCGCAGAGCAGCUGCAUACCACGACGACCUCGCUGUCUCGGAAAAGCGUGCCGCCAUCCUCCAGCGAUUCUGGGGCCUGCUUCUCACCGAUCUCGCCAACCGUCUAGCCAUCCGUGACCAGCAGGCUCUGGCUUCCCUCGCCUCUUCCGAGCGUCCGCUCGAGCCUUCCACCAUGGAGAAGCAGCUCCAAGAUCAGUCCGCCCUCAUCCUCCAGUCUCUCUCCAACCAGGCCGACGGCGAUCUUGCCGAUCUUCAACAAAGAUAUCACGAUCUCGCAGAAGAAGCCUCCCGCCACAAGCAGGACCUCUUCCUCACCCAGUCCAAGCUUCAGCGAGCCGAAGACGCCCUUGCCCACGCCACACAGAAACUCUCCAAAGUCGAACACGAGUACGUUCGCUACCAGAGCAACCUGCUGCGCGCCACAGAAGGCAAGCCUACCGUGCCAGCCGGUACCACCGUCGAUGCGUCUGCACCCCCUCCAACAUCAUCCGCUCCGACAGACGUGUCCGCUGUCACCGUCAAGAAGGAGGAAGGUGAGGCUUCGAACGCAGAGGCCAGCGUCGAGCAGUCAGAGGCCCUGCAAAAGGCAACCGAUCAACUUGAAAGCGCACGCCAGGACGUCGAACUUACACGGCGGGAGAGCGAUUCGAGAUAUGCCGAGAUUCAGACGCUCAACGAAGAAGUCAGAUCGCUCAAGCACAGGCUGCACGAAACCCAGCUCAAGCUGGAUCACCUGCCAGAAGACGUGCUCGUCCGCUCAGCGCUCUACCGCGAACUCGAGACGGCGUAUCAGCACGCCCAACAAGACCUCCAAGGCGUCAGGGACUCGAUGCACACGCUCGAAACCGAGGCGAAUGCGCUUCGUGAAGAGCGCGCCGCGUUCCAGCAGACCGUAGAGGCAGAGGCCAGCGCCAGGACCGACGAGCUGGAGAAGAUGGUCAAGGCCAAGGAGGCCGACGUCACACGCCUCCGCAGCCAGAGAGACGAACUCAAUGCCGAGCUGACCGAGCGCCGGUCGCGCGAGCAAGUCAAGUUCACCCAGAUCGAGGAGAUGAAGGCGUUGCUCAACAGCAAGGAGGAGCGCCUCACGCUGCUCACCAGCCAGGUCCGACGUCUCCGCAUGUCCGUCUCUGCAUUCCGAGGUCAGUCGGCUGGCGUCACAGCACUGGCAGAGACCGAGUCCGAGGAGGACCAGUUCGAGAAGCUCAGCCGCGCGGCUCAGGAGGCGCAGGCACGCAUUGCCGAGCUCGAAAAGCGCUUCACUUCAGCGGAUACCCCCGCAGACGGCGCCGCCGUCAACGGAACCACGAGCGCUGAUCAGACGGAGGAGGUGGAACGUCUGCGUCUGUCGCUGCAGGCGGCCGAAGCGUCGAGCAAGGCGGUGGACGACGAGCUGGAAAAGAUCAGUGCCGCGUACGCCGAGUUGGAGAGGCAGGCAUCGGUCAAGGUGACCGACGUGAGCCGCAUGGAGGAGAAGGCGCUGCGCUGGGUGACGGAAAAGUCCAAGGCGGACAACAAGUACUUUUCCACCAUGCGUGCCAAGGAAACUCUGGAUGCCGAGCUGCGCGCGGUCAAGCAGGUCAACGAGCGUCAGCAAAAGACGAUCGAGAUGUUUGGCGAGGUGGAGCGCAGCUACAGCACGCAGCUCGGACAGCACGAGAAGGAGGUGACGGUGUUCAAGAAGGCCAUCGAGGUGCACAGCCGUCGCAUCGAGGCGUUGUCGCGCGACUUGGAGCAGGCCAACGCGCGGCUGGCCGAGGCGGCGCAGACGAGUGCGCGGGCGAGCGAGUCUGCCAAGGAGUUCAUCGAUGCCGCCACGACGGAGAAGGACCAGCGGAAGCGUGCGGAGGAACGCAUUGCUCGGCUGGAAAAGGACCUGGAGAGCGCCAAGAGGCAGAUGGCUCGGGCGGCGGCGUCGGCGGCCAAGAACAAGGGCAAGCGCGAGACGGAUGCGGGCGACGGCAGCGAGAAGGACUUCCUCAACGCGCUGCUGCAGUGCUCGUCGUGCAAGGAACGCUACCGAAACCGCAUCCUGACAAAGUGCUACCACACCUUCUGCGCGGUGUGCAUCGACACGCGCGUCCACACGCGCCAACGCAAGUGUCCGCACUGCGGAUUGGCGUUUGCCGUGAGCGACGUGCAGCAACUGUUCCUACAGUAG